CCCUCUUCCUCCGCCUACGACUACAACAUGCACGCCAGUGCCCACAGAGCUGCCCGGCAGCGCAUCUAGGCCUGGAGUUGCUUUCCUGGGCUUCGUGUCCUCCUUCCUCACCUCCGUCACCAUUUUGGCUCCAGGGGCCAAAACUUUUGGCUCGAGGAGUUUUUUGUUGCUCCUGCCUGGAGUCCACACUCCCUCCAUGACGCUUCAUAUGCUACUGCAUCGCGGAGGCAUGCGAUGCGCCGCUGUGCUUGCCGCGACGCUGCUGGGGCAGCUUGCUGUGCGACCCCACGCCAUUCAGAUGAGGGAGGAGACACGGAGGACGAUCGGCGACGCCCCCGAGUUCCCUGGCCGCGACAGCAUGUACGGCCACGCUGUUCUCAAUCUGGAUGAGCUGACGGAGGCGGAGCCCGACUUCGAAGGCAUCGCCUCCGUCUCGGCGAGGGCGGCCAGGAUUGGAAGGCGGGAGUCCAUGAUCCAGAUCGACGAUCUCGCGGCGAGGGCCGCCGCGCUCGCGGCGAGCAGCGAGGCCCUCGACGGGGACUGGGCCUCGGAGAGUGGGGGCCCAGUGGAGCGGGUCCCAGACGCGGCGAGCCCGGAGGAGAACGGCCAGGAGGAGCAGAGCUCGGAGGGCCAGAAGGACGAGGCUCUGGCGCCGGAGCCAGAAGAGUCGAGCGAGGAGGACAGGAACGAGGCCAGGCCGAGGGUGUCGGUCACCCUGUCUCCCGAAGAGCGCUUGCAGGCGCACGCCCAGAAGUACGAGGCAGAAUUCGUCGUGGAGCUGAACAUGACCGAAGCGCACGAGACUGGGACCAAGAUGGGAAUCGUUCUUAACCGGGACGCGGACUUUAUGGCCGCGACGGUGUUCAGGGUGCAGAAGACGGGCAUGAUAGAGGCGUGGAACCGGGCCAAUCCUGACAAGGCGGUACACGUGGGCGACGAGAUCGUCCGCGUCAACGACGUUCAGUGGCAUGCGAACACGGAGAUGUUUAUCAAGCGAAUCAUCGGCCAGUUCAACGCCGGGCGCCGUGAGAGGGAGGGGGCAAGCGAUGUAUUGAAGCUCUACUUCCAAAGGCCGAGGAAAUGGGAGCAUUCUAAAUUUGCUCAGCAGCGGGAAGACGCGCACAACAAGACCUACGCAGCAGAGUUCGUUGCUACGUUACCCAUGCCGGAUGACCUGUCGUCCAGCACCUUGGACAGCGUCAUGGGUUGGAAGUUGGGCAUGACCGAGGAGUGGAAGCCGAUCACGAUCCGCAGAAUCGAGCGCCAUGGCUCCGUGGCGGCGUGGAAUCACGAGCACCCGGACGAGCUGAUCUUAGAGGGUGACGAGAUCAUGAAGGUCGACAACGUCGUAUUUCAUCACAGCUCCUCGACCUUCGAGAAGACCCUCAGGCAGCACUACAGGAAGGCUAGUGCGGUCGAGGCCACCAAGAGGUCGGCGCUCGUCUCCAUUCGAAGACCGCGAGAGGUCCAGGAUCGGACGGGGAUGCCUUUGACGCCGUGCACCCCGUGCAGGACAUCGUGGCGUGGCAGAGGCCUCAGCACCUGGUCACGCUGGAGUUCGACCAGGUUGGCAAUCCCACCUCGCUCCUGGGAUGGCAGAUCGUCCACGGCAGAGAGACCGACAGCGGUGAAAGCGGGCCCAUGAAGAUCAAAAAGGUCAAGCCCAAGGGCAUCGUGUCCGAGUGGAACGAGAGGCACCGGGAUCGCUCGAUCGCCCCCGGCGACGAGAUCGUGGAGGUGAACGGCAUCUCCUGGGAGUUGUACGAGACCGCCCAUGAGUUUGCCGACUUGGUCCAAAGCGUGCUGGAGUCUGCCGCCAGCAAGGGGCCUGGGGGCGAGCCUGUCGAGCUCACCUUGCAGAGGUCAACCAAGUAUGUGAGGCACGUCCGCAAGAACAUGGAGCACGGGGUGCAUAUGAGGGUUACGGCAGUCACAACAAGUGAGGGGCCUCAGUUUCAUGGUUACCCGAACGCCACCGAUGAUGAUGAUGACGAUGUCACUGGUGCCGAGGACGACUCGGAUGGCGUGCUGCUGGACGGGUCGAAGGCCGAAGAGAAGGCAGUCACGACAAGCGUGGGGGUACAACUUUACGGCUACCCGAACGCCACCCAUGAUGAUAGUGAAACGAUCGGUGCUGAGAACGACUCGGACAGCCUGCUGCUGAAUGCGCCGCAGGAUGAAGAAAGUGCAGCCACGACAACCGACGAUGAUGCUGCCCCUGGGUCCGAGGACGAGUCCGUCAGGCUGCCAAAAAGAGUUCUGUUGCUGGACACGGUAAAGGAUGCGCCGACGGUUGAACAGAGACUGGACACGCAGGACGAUGCUCCGAAUGCUAAAACGGUUCUGCUGCUGGACACGAUGAAGGAUGCGCCCGCGGUCGAACAGAGUCUGGACACGCAGGAGGAUGCGCAGCAGGCCGAACCGAGACGAAAAGUGUUGAGCCUGUUGGACACGCUGGAGAAGUCCUGAGAAGUGCCAGGCGCACUGCCCAAGGUCUCGAGUUUGCUCUCGUGCGUAUCCUUUUGCUUCACAUCAGACUGUACGACCGUCUCCUCCUCCCUCGCCUCUUGCGCUGAGUGCCAGCCGCGGCCAUGGGGGACCCACUGGCCCUCAGGGGGUUGCCCUGAGCUUUGGCUCCAUCCUGGCGGCCACCUGCACAGCACUGCACAGGGCGGGCUCAGCCCGCACCUGCCUCUCGCAGGAAACCGCACUGCUGCGGGGCUGCCGCGCCGCUGCUCCGUGCAGCGCCACGAGCAGCUCUGCGCCACAGGCGCUGGCAGAGGGCACUGCUGACCGCCUCGGCCCCGUCUUCGUCCGCCAGCUGCGCCUCGCGCCCCUCUUUUUGUCUCCGCGGGUUGCGCCGCAGGCGCUAACCGUAUGAGGUCGAAGGAGCGAAAGCGUUCAGCCGAGGGCGCACCAGCGUCGCUGAAAGCGGG
Messenger RNA from Prorocentrum cordatum, 2936 nucleotides. NCBI's taxonomy places the organism in Eukaryota, Dinophyceae, Prorocentrales, Prorocentraceae. The record is from the annotation of a GenBank genome assembly.